AUGGCCGCCAAGAAGGAAGCUCGAGAUGGUUCAUUGGAAUUGGAUGCCCAAGACUGGGACUACAUUGAGCGUGUCGAAGCUCAGCAGAUGGAGUUUGAGUCGUCGGGCAAAGGACGUCAUAAAGUCGCCGACCAGCAACAUCGCAUUGAACCGAUGUCAAUGGAUGUUGCAAUAAAGCACUGGACGAAGCUAGCAGACCAAAACCGAGACGAGUACGAUGCAGCCCACCGCUCUGGCCUCGGUCUGGCUGCACGCACGUCCACAGCAUUUGCAGCGGGUGUCUCCCAGUUUUUGAAGGACUUCAAACCUCUUACAGAUGCUGCACAGGCUGCUGGACCGUACGGCAGCCUCGCAGUGAGUGUACUGAGCGCGGUUUUUGCCAUAGCCUAUGCCAAAAUGAAGACUGACGACGUAAUCACUGGAGCCAUGAAGAAGGUGCAUGAUCGAUUGCCUGGACUUCGCAUGUUCGAGGAGGUCUACCAAGAAAGCGAGAUUAAUCAGAGACAAUUGCGAGCAAAGAUAUUGCUUGCUUAUACCGGGAUACUCGAAUUGGCUAUGCAGUCGGCAUAUUACUAUCAGAAACCUGGCAUCGCUCGUUGGUGGCUCGCGACCAUCCAACCCAAAAAAUUCAACAGUCUCGCCGAAAAGGUGCAAGACCUCAUAUCCGACGUACGGCUGAAGUGCGAGGAGCUGAUGACUUAUAGUGUCAAUGUGAUCCGGCAAGGCAACGAGCGUUUGAUUGCGAAGAACGACAUCCUCCACAAAGAGCUGGCCGACCUCAAAGCAAGCAGUCACGACCGCGAUUUGAUGGACCUACAGGCCUUGCUUGGUUCCACACACUGGACUCUGGAGGUACACAAGCAGUGGCAGGCGAAAUACGCUGAGCAGCUCGAAUUGCAUCGUAAGCUCUACAGCUUGUUUCAGUGGAUGUCUGCCGAGCAAAUAGCAUUGUUUAUGGCAAGAGAUGCCUUAACCCACUGGCAUGAUCCGCAUCAGUCGUCUAUGUUACUGAUAUUUGCAGUCCCACAUCCUGAUGCUCAGGACUGUCCACACUGCUGGAUGUCACCACUCGCCCUUCAAGCAAUGCAUGACCCUCCAGGGAACCGCGGAUGCACAGCUACUCUCAUUCUCGAUCCGCUGAGUCGUUCAGCUGUCGAUGUAUGCGAAGUGCUGGCAGAAAUUCAGUUGCAGCUUCUCAAGGGUAUGGAUCCAGCUCUGAGGCCUGAUGACUACCUCAGCACUCUGUCCGUGCCGCUGCGAAAGUAUUCGACAGCAAGGAACGCUUCUGCUGAUCAGCCUACCGAUGAAGCACUUGAAUCUCUUCGAGACAGCCUUACAGUACUGAUGCAGAUGUUCACGGCCGAAUACACCGUCCGUAUUGUCGUGGACAGGAUGGAUCGAUGUGGGAGGCGAGGCGCUACUCGCUUUCUGAGUAUACUUCACACGGCAAUGACGAGAGCAAAUUGUCGGGUCAAGAUAAUGGUGGUUGCGAAUACAUUAUACUUGGAUCCCGGAGCGGUCGACUUGCAGUCGUGUGAGCAAGGCAAAGUUCAGAUUUUACAAGAACUUCAGCAGUUCAAGGUCCCGGACUACUACUAG
Messenger RNA from Recurvomyces mirabilis, 1599 nucleotides. RefSeq lists its product as uncharacterized. The transcript is spliced from 2 exons. The coding region runs from base 1 to 1599 and encodes 532 amino acids. The record is from RefSeq and is a predicted model, not a curated record. Lineage: Eukaryota; Fungi; Ascomycota; Dothideomycetes; Mycosphaerellales; Teratosphaeriaceae.